Molecule: messenger RNA, 1111 nt
Organism: Arachis ipaensis
Lineage: Eukaryota; Viridiplantae; Streptophyta; Magnoliopsida; Fabales; Fabaceae
Source: RefSeq, a predicted model, not a curated record
UCGUUAAGUAUAAACAAGAGAGAAUAAAAAAAGGGAAAAAGAUUCCAUAAUUGGUGAGGUGGAAGCAUCCUCUUUUGGUUCUGGGUACCUAUCUCCACCUCUUCACUCUUCUUCUCCUUCCCUUCCAUUCCAUUCCUUCUCUCUACAAAGCUUGCUUCUCUUCUCAAACCCCAUUACAACUCACAACUCCUUCAUCUCUCUCACUCACAUUCUCCCUCGGUCAAAGAAUGACGGAACCAGCUUCCAAACCCAACGGAAACGGCGCAAUUAACGGAACCGCCGCAGCCCCCGCGGUUAACGGCAACCAAGGCCCAGUCAAAUCCCAGCUCUACAACCCCAACCGCCAAGUCUAUCGCCCACAGUCGCACUACCACCGCCGGCACCGCUCCGGUCGCAGCAUCUGCUGCUGCUGCUGCUUCUGGACAAUCCUCAUCAUCCUCGCCGCCGCACUCCUCGCCGCAAUCGUAGGCGCCGCACUCUACGUUCUUUACCGGCCACACCAGCCGCAAUUCUCCAUCACCAACCUCCGCAUUGCGAGGAUGAACCUAACAACCUCCACUGACUCGCCGUCACACCUGACCACACUCUUCAACCUCACUCUCAUCGCAAAGAACCCUAACAACCACCUUGUGUUCUUCUACGAUCCGUUCACCGUGACGGCGCUGUCAGAUUCCGUUUUCAUUGGGAACGGGUCGCUAACAGCGUUUGAGUCCGACAAGAACAACCAGACGAGCUUGAGGGCGGUGGUGUCGGGGUCGCAGGAUCUGGACACGGAGUCGCUGAGCACGAUGAGAUCGGCGCUGAAGAAGAAGAAAGGGUUCCCGGUGGUGAUUCAGAUGGACACCAAGGUGAAGAUGAGAAUGGAGUGGCUCAAGAGCAAGAAGGUUGGCAUCAGAGUCACCUGCGAUGGGAUCAGGGGCACCGUCCCCGCCGGCAAGUCGCCGGCUGUUGCUUCCGUCAUCGACUCCCAGUGUAAGGUUGAUCUCAGAAUCAAGAUCUGGAAGUUCUCUUUUUAGUUUUCCUUCAAAUUUUUAUAAACGAAAAAAAACCAAGUGUUUAAUUUGAUUAGUUUCAUUAUUAUUGGUGAUUCGUUGUUAUGAGUAAUCAAUCC